AUGGCGAUAGAUCGUGCUAUUAUCUUUCUCUGUUGUUUGCUUGUAAUUUCCUUUACUUCUUCAGCGAAGGGGAAAAAGAAACAAAGGGGUGAAUAUAUUCAUCCUUUUAGUGAUGAAGCAUACGAAACUAUGCUUUCGCUGGUGCAGGGAACGUUUAAUGUUCCUGUGGCGGAAAGGACAAGGGAGCAGAAAAACGCCGUCGUUCGAUUUUGGCGCAACAGGAGUCGAUAUCAUCUUGGCCCUCAGACUACACCGACCUUGUAUUUUGACGGCAGGAAAGUCUUGAAAAUAUCAUCGAUAUCAAAUGUUGUAGGAAAGACGUUCAAAGAUGCAAAGUCUGCGGGGUGUAAGAAGAUUCGUAAUCGCGCGGCAGCGGGAUUUGCUGGAUUGAGCGAAAGGCGAAUACUAAGUGUAACAAACAGUGAGUUGAAAUAUAGAAUUCACAAUGCCAAGUUCACGAACAAAGCUGUACCAAGACCCGUAACUGCUAAACAUGUACAGUCUCAGCAUCAAGUUGAUCUAAUGGCCCUUAUUAACGACGCUGUUAAACAUAAUGGGAAAGUGUACAAGUAUGUCUUGAGCGUUAUGGAUAUUUUCAGCAGAUUUGUCUGGCUACGCCCAUUAGAAAAAAAAAAGACAAGUAGCCGUGUGGCUAUGCUUCUUUCAUCCAUAUACUCCGAACAUGGCCCACCGGAUCGUCUGCAAAGCGAUCGUGGUCCAGAGUUCUUGGGAAAGCUAAAAUCGUUAUGUAAAAAGUGGAAGAUCAAAAUGAUCAAAUCUCGACCGUACCACCCUCAAUCCCAGGGGAAAGUCGAGAGGUCGCAUAGACGGUUAAGGGAAAAAUAAAAUACGACCUUAUCGCUUUAGGUAAGAAGGGAGUAAACUGGGCAAAAGAAUUUGCCAGAUUAUAACCGUGUUCUCAAUGAAGAAAGUAAGGAGGAACUGGGCUGGAAAACCCCUUUCAAAUAUAUUAUGGUCGGAGAUCGAAUGUUUUAGUUAAAGCACCUUUAAAUUCGGAACAAUCAGAUGACGGACAUGUUGUUAGCAGCUUUCCUACACAAAAUGAUUUAAAUCACCAUUCCAGAAGCAUCAAGAGACUUCGAAAAAGGGCAAGUGUUUACAGCAAGAGGUUGAACUAUCGCAUGAUGAAACGGCACAAAAAGCUGCACAGAGCUGUCAGUUAUAAACCAAAAGAGAGAGUUUUGGUUCGUUAUCGUGCGGGAAAGGGGGCCAGUAGCAUUGGAUCGAGAAAACGGUACGUUAUCCAGGGCACUGUGAUUAAAAAAAAAACCAAGAGUGACAUGUAUAAAAUAAGAUUCAUUACACCGGAUUCUUCAAAAAAAAAACGGACCAAUGGUUCUCCGUAGAAAAUCUGACUGCGUUGAGCACACAAAGCCAGGUUAGCAAGAGGACACGACAAAGUAAACGGAUAACCAAAAGAAAACUGCAAGAGCAUAGAAAGAAAUUUGCUAUACUAUUGCAGCCAUGUGAUAAAUUCAUCGACAGGGACUUUGGCGAUGUAGGCUUGUCUUUAUUGUAUAACCCUCCAGGCAACGGUAAUUGCCAAUUUGAGGCUCUAUGUUUCUGGUUGAGUCACCUUGGCAUUUUUCGUUCAGCAGAAACUAUUCGUGAGGAAGUGGUACAGUAUCUUGAGGAUCAUCCAAAUAAUGCGGAAGGCAUACCCUUAGAACUUUUCGCUGCUAUGCCGUGGUCGCAGUACCUGCGAGAAAUGUUAACCGAUGGUACUUAUGGAGACCAAUUGACAUUACAAGCUGCAGCUGAUUUGUACAAUAUUCAGAUCGUCGUGUUCUCAACACUGGGUGCAAAUGCAACUGCUGUAAUUUCCCCCUCAUUUAGCAAUCCGAUCGCAACGAUACACCUCGGACACUAUGCAGAACAACAUGGCGAGCAUUAUAUAUGCGUUAACAGCGAUCGGCUGCCUGAAAGCGUUAUUGAACUUGAAAGGAGUGAUGCUUGUGAAAACGAACCCUCACGAGAUAUUGGGUUGGACUGUUCAUGUGAAAAGAGCGCGGGAACUGAAAAGGAUCCAGGAGUUAAUUCGAACGUUAAACUGAAUUUAAAGUUUAGUGAAGUAAGUGAAAACGAACAGAGUAUCAUCUUUGUAGCGGACGAGGAUGUCAUGACCUGUAAUAGCGUCUCGCACUUAGACAGGCUACCCAACGAAAUUCUUGAGAAGAUUUUAUUUAUGGUCCUAUCGUCUUCAGGCUUCAGGUGGCCCAACCAUAUUUGUCAGGUAUUUCGGCAACUUUUUAAUGUUAACACUCGCUUUAGAUCCAUUUGCAAAAGAUUUAUCCUGAGGCUUCCGCGAAUUCAUUUUCCAUCGGGAGGUGACAGCGGGAUUGUAAGUGUG
Messenger RNA from Porites lobata, 2371 nucleotides. Lineage: Eukaryota; Metazoa; Cnidaria; Anthozoa; Scleractinia; Poritidae. The record is from the annotation of a GenBank genome assembly.